AUGGAUAAAAACCACGAAGGGGAGGAGUCGGAUGAUUCGGCUCCGACCAAUCCCUGUCAACAAUUUAAUAUUGGUUGUCAUGACAACGGGAUGGAGUCCGAUUACAACUGUCAAUCGAUUAACAAUAAUACAAUACCAUCUUACGAAUAUAGAAAAACGAAAACAGAUCAACAAAAUAGAAUAUCCGUAGUCAAAGAAGGAAAGACGUACUAUCAAGACGCCAUGAAAAAAGAGAAAACGCUCAAAAGGCAGUUUUCGAUACAGGCGGAACACGAUUACCACGGAAAAUACGGAAGUGGUGGCGAAGAGGAGGGAAGGGAAGGGAAGAGAGAGUUGGAAGGGGAUAAUUCGGAGGAGGCUCCCUGCGAUGAUAAUACAUCAUCAGUUGUUGCAAAUGGAACGCAUACGUCGGACUGGGAGUCGAGUAAAGAUGUUUUGGAUGGAGAACUGUCAAAACAUUUGAUAAGUUAUCAUUUGAACGUGUCCGAGGUCGGCAAACAAGAGGAUUCGGAAUCGAAAACCGAAGACAAAGAUAACGACGGAACUCAAAUCAAUUACAAUGACGCAAUCAAUAAUAGUGAUUACCGUUAUUUUUACAACGAAAACAAUUAUAAAUCCGGCAAUUAUUGUAACGCUGAAUAUUACACGACGAAUUUUCGGACUACAAAAGGUGAUGUGAUGCUUAACGAAAAAGACAUACAGUUAAUUAACGAUCAAAAGACGUACAAUUAUCAAGAUGGCGGCGGGAGCGUGAGUGCGGAGUUUUCCAACGGAAACGAAUUAGUCAGUUAUUUACGACAACAACCGGACGAUAUGUUUUUGAUGCAAGAUGCAUUUCAAAAUCAAGUCAUGCCGAAAAAUAUCGAUCAGGUUAUAGCGGACACGUUCAAAAAUGAUAAUCGUACUUUUACUGGUUAUGUUAAUUAUCAAAACGGUUCUUCGCCGAAAGACGAAGCAAGUUCGGAGGAUUCAUCUCACGAAACGGAAAAAUUAGAAUCGAAAAUAUUAAAUUUAUCACACAUAAAGUAUUCGCAUAGUUCACGAGCGUCCGGCGGCGUUUCGGGAGAUUCCGAUCACCAAUCAUCAUCACACAUAUACGAUAAUCCCUUAACGGAAAGAAUGUUUGUUUUGGGACGGGCCACGAGUUCUCUAGUAGUGAGUUCAAAAACCCCUCACGAAAAUUCAUCGGGAAAUUACGAGGGACCUUUCAGCGAAAGGAUAUCACUCCUUGGAACGGACGAAUUAGAUUUUGAAAACUCACCGUCUCCGAAUCGUGAUCUUCAAAGUCUGGAUUCACCGCCGACUUCGAGGAGUCAAGGAAACAUCUUGUCACUUACUACGACGACAACCAAUUCUACUACUCCUAAUGUUAGGUUCGACAAUUCUAGUCUCCACCCAUCACCUUCUCCUUCUUCUUCGUCUGUUAUGCACUGUUUGAAUUCUUUAACAAAUCCAUCAUCGACAAGCGUACUUCAAGUUUUGUCUCCUCAAAGAGAUUUACAAAAUCCAGAUUGCGACGAUCAGGAAAUGUAUUCAUCAUUGUACAAUGAUAAUCCGUCAUUGAAUUCUCUUCAUUCUGGAUAUCAACAUGAUCAAGUUGUUAGUAGUUCAACAUCAGGAAUGAUCCAGUCAACGCCAUCAAAUUCUGCAAGGUAA
This is a messenger RNA of Pediculus humanus corporis (human body louse), 1656 nucleotides long. RefSeq lists its product as uncharacterized. Lineage: Eukaryota; Metazoa; Arthropoda; Insecta; Psocodea; Pediculidae. The transcript is spliced from 2 exons. The record is from RefSeq and is a predicted model, not a curated record. Bases 1 to 1656 code for a protein of 551 amino acids.